AUGUCAGAGAAGGACCGCGGCGCCAUCCCCGGCUGCGCGCCUGACGCAGACUGCAGCAGCGUCCUCAGCUGGGAGCAAGUGCAGCGGCUGGACUCCAUCCUGACGGAGACCAUCCCGAUCCACGGCCGCGGGAACUUCCCCACGCUGGAAAUGCAGCCGCGGCAGAUCGUCAAGGCGGUGCGGACUCGGAUGGAGGAGAAACUGAUCCACGUCCGGGACGUCCGGUUAAACGGCUCUGCUGCCAGCCACAUCCUGCACGAGGACAGCGGCCUGGGCUUCAAGGACCUGGACCUGAUCUUCUGCGCGGACAUGAAGGGGGAAAGCGAGUUCCAGACUGUGAAGGACAUCGUGUUGGACUGCCUCCUGGAUUUUCUACCCGACUGUGUGAAUAAAGAGAAGAUAACCCCGCUGACGCUGAAGGAAGCCUACGUGCAGAAGAUGGUGAAGGUGUGCAACGACUCGGACCGCUGGAGUCUCAUCUCCCUCUCCAACAACCGAGGGAAGAACGUGGAGCUGAAGUUUGUGGAUUCCCUCCGGCGUCAGUUCGAGUUCAGCGUGGACUCCUUCCAGAUCAGGCUGGACUCCCUGCUGCUGUUCUACGAAUGCUCGGAGAACCCCAUGGCGGAGACCUUCCACCCCACCAUCGUGGGCGAGAGCGUGUACGGGGACUUCAGCCAGGCUCUGGACCACCUACGACACAAGAUCAUCUGCACCAGGAACCCGGAGGAGAUUCGAGGUGGGGGCCUGCUGAAGUACUGUCACCUGCUGGUGAGGGGCUUCCGGCCAGCGUCGGAGUCUGAGAUGAAGUCCCUGCAGCGCUACAUGUGCUCGCGCUUCUUCAUCGACUUCCCCGACAUCGGUGAGCAGCAGCGCAAGCUGGAGUCCUACCUUCAAAACCACUUUGUUGGCCUGGAGGACCGCAAGUACGACUACCUGAUGACCCUCCACGGAGUGGUCAACGAGAGCACUGUGUGCCUGAUGGGACAUGAAAGGCGGCAGACCUUAGGGCUCAUAGCCAUGCUGGCCGUGCGCGUCCUGGCUGAGCAGAACAUCAUCCCCAACGUGGCCAACGUUACGUGCUACUACCAGCCUGCUCCUUAUGUGGCCGAUGGCAACUUCAGUAACUACUACAUAGCACAGGUACAGCCGGUGUUCGCCUGCCAACAGCCCACGUACUCCACAUGGCUGCCGUGCAACUGA
Molecule: messenger RNA, 1200 nt
Organism: Nematolebias whitei (Rio pearlfish)
Lineage: Eukaryota; Metazoa; Chordata; Actinopteri; Cyprinodontiformes; Rivulidae
Gene: tent5aa
Product: terminal nucleotidyltransferase 5Aa
Exons: 2
Coding region: 1-1200 (399 amino acids)
Biological process (GO): mRNA stabilization
Molecular function (GO): RNA binding; poly(A) RNA polymerase activity
Source: RefSeq, a predicted model, not a curated record